Molecule: messenger RNA, 2604 nt
Organism: Thyridium curvatum
Lineage: Eukaryota; Fungi; Ascomycota; Sordariomycetes; Thyridiales; Thyridiaceae
Exons: 8
Coding region: 1-2604 (867 amino acids)
Biological process (GO): regulation of gene expression
Molecular function (GO): chromatin DNA binding; RNA polymerase II cis-regulatory region sequence-specific DNA binding; protein binding
Source: RefSeq, a predicted model, not a curated record
AUGGCUCAACACCACCCAUCCCCGCCCAUGUCGAUGCACAUGCAGCAUCACGGCCCUCCUGGCCCGCCGCCGCCGCCUGGCGGGCCUGGGUCGCAAGGAUAUCCCCAUGCGCCAUCGCGACAAAUCUUGGCCAUGAACGAGGCCGUUUGGAUCCAAAUCGGGAGCUUUUCUGAGCUGCUGGGCAACCUUGACGAAGCCAUGCUCGCCUACGAACAUGCUCUGCGCGCGAACCCUAACUCGGUCCAAGCCAUGAAUGCCAUAAGCUUGAUCCUGAGAACUCGCGAGGACUUCGGCAAAGCUGUGGAAUAUCUGAAUGCCAUCCUCAAGAUCGAUUCGACAAAUGGCGAGGUCUGGGGCAGCCUUGGGCAUUGCUACUUGAUGAUGGAUGACCUACAGCAGGCUUAUGCCGCUUACCAGUCCGCUCUGGUCAAUCUGCGGAACCCCAAAGAGCCGAAACUUUGGUAUGGGAUAGGCAUUCUUUACGACCGCUACGGCUCUCUUGACCAUGCGGAAGAGGCCUUUUCCCAGGUGAUGCAGAUGCAGCCUGACUUCGAGAAGGCCAACGAGAUCUACUUCCGCCUUGGUAUCAUAUACAAGCAGCAACAGAAGUACAACCAAAGUCUCGAGUGCUUCAAAUACAUUGUGAACUCGCCUCCUCCUCCCCUUACGGAGGAAGACAUCUGGUUCCAGAUCGGUCACGUACAUGAACAACAGAAAGACUAUGAUAGCGCUAAGUCCGCCUAUCAACGUGUGCUUGAGCGUGACCCGAACCACGCCAAGGUGCUGCAGCAGCUCGGAUGGCUCCAUCACCAGCAGAGCAGCACCUUCCAGAGCCAAGAGCGUGCCAUCGAAUAUCUCGAGAAAUCUGUUGCGGCCGAUAACAGCGACGCACAGAGCUGGUACCUCCUUGGACGAUGCUACAUGUCUCAACAGAAGUAUCCCAAGGCAUAUGAGGCAUACCAACAGGCCGUGUACCGUGAUGGCCGAAACCCAACCUUCUGGUGCUCGAUCGGUGUCCUGUACUACCAGAUCAACCAGUACAGGGAUGCGCUCGACGCCUACUCACGGGCUAUCCGUCUGAACCCCUUCAUCUCGGAAGUGUGGUAUGAUUUGGGCACGCUUUAUGAAUCGUGUAACAAUCAGAUCAGCGAUGCCCUUGACGCAUACCAGAGGGCUGCCGAGUUGGACCCCAACAACCCUCAUAUCAAGGCCAGGCUGCAGCUUCUCCGGAACGGGCCCACCAACGGAACCGGCAGCGCGCCGAUGCCCACCGAUGUUCACCCCCAGGCUUACCAGUCUGGCGCAGUUGGUCCUCCAGGGCCCCAAUGGGCUGGCUCUGCUCCUCAGCAGCAACCUCAGCCGCCAAACGGCCCGCCGCCACCUGCUCCUGGCAGCAGCGGCUGGGGAAGGCUGUCGGAUCUGAACCCGCCCCCGCAGCCGCCUAACCCUUACGACCAGCGAGAGCCCUUUCGCGGACCGGCUCCGCCACUACCCAGACAGCCCAGUCCUCGACAGGAAGGCCAACAGAUGAGGCCUUAUGGCGAGCCGAACCGACUUGGUCCGUCAAUGCGUGGCCCUUCCCCUCCACCCCCGGGGCACUACCCUCCGCCGCCACCCCCGGCACAGUCGCAGCAGCCUCCCCAGUCUUCUCAGCCCCCUCCUCGCGUGGCCAACCCUAACUAUGGCGGUCCCGCCAAGUCCGCGACCAGCCUCAACGGAGUCAACGGGCCGCCACCGCCACCCAACCCCCUGAUGCCCUACAGAGGCAACAGCCCUCGGGCGGAUCCUCGGCCUGUACAUGACAACCGGAUGCCUUCCCCCAAGUCUGCCUAUCCGCAGCAGCCGCCGUACCCUCCCCACGCCGACCCCAAUGCUCCUCAAAGUGGCAUCGAGUCCGGAUCCGCACCCCCGCCCCCAGUCGAAAGUGCGCAUCGGGAGCACGAGCGGCCCGCGUCUGUCGGCCCCAAGAGGAUCCGAGAGUGGGAUGAUGAACCCGCUGCUAAGAAGCCUGCCUCUGACGAGAACCGCGCCAGGAUGGAGGACAUGCGUCACCGGCGUCCGUCCACCCCGCCUCGGGAGCCGUAUCGUCGUAACUCGUCGGAGGCGCGGCGGUUUGAGGAGCAACGCCGUCUGGACGACCAGCGAAGGGCUGAUGAGCAGAGGCGCGCGGAUGAGCAUCGUCGUGCUGAAGAGCAGCGUCACGCCAACGAUUCUUAUCACCCUUCGGAGGCCGCGCACCACACUCCUGCGCACGCGAUGCCGAACCACCUGCCGCCGAUGCAGCAGGGUCCCUCUCCUAUGCAGGGUAUCAUCCAUGACGGCCCGGCAUCCGGCCCUGCGCCGAAGGACUACCCCGCCGACGAGAGGCAGCGCCUGGAUCACGGCCCUGCUCCUCACCCGCAGCCAGCCAAUGAGCCGGAAAGGGCCGCUCGUAAGAUGGACGUGGACGAGGACUACGAUGACAGCGGCGAAGACGACAAGAAGGCCGGUCACACCUCUGCUCCCGCCUCUGGACCUGGGUCUGCAUCCGGUGACAUUAAGAACACGACUCCGACCAGUGCGGGUGUCAAUGGCGUCAUGGGUCCCAAGACGGAGGGAUCUUAG